This is a messenger RNA of Phymastichus coffea, 2452 nucleotides long. Its product is annotated as beta-galactosidase-like. Gene Ontology annotation, molecular function: beta-galactosidase activity. The record is from RefSeq and is a predicted model, not a curated record. Bases 36 to 1955 code for a protein of 639 amino acids. Gene Ontology annotation, biological process: carbohydrate metabolic process. Gene Ontology annotation, cellular component: vacuole. The transcript is spliced from 10 exons. NCBI's taxonomy places the organism in Eukaryota, Metazoa, Arthropoda, Insecta, Hymenoptera, Eulophidae.
UUUAGUCGUGCCUUUGAAAAGCGCAGCGCAUUAAAAUGUUGCAUAAUACAAAUUUUCUCUUUCUAAUUGCCAUCACGCUUGGUUACGCAAGGAACUGUACCGAUAAUAAUGUUGCAGUUCGAACUAGUUUUGCGAUUGAUUAUGAAAAUGAUCAAUUUCUUCUCGAUGGGACACCGUUUCGAUACGUUAGCGGUAGUUUUCACUAUUUUCGGACACCUAGGCAGUAUUGGAGAGAUCGGUUAAGAAAGAUGAGGGCAGCUGGUUUAAAUGCUAUUUCAACAUAUGUUGAAUGGAGCUUACAUCAACCUGAGCUAAAUAAAUGGGUUUGGGAUGGAGAUGCAGAUCUUGUUGAAUUUAUUAAGCAAGCACAAGAGGAAGAUUUGUUAGUUAUAUUGAGACUAGGACCCUAUAUCUGUGCUGAAAGAGACUUUGGUGGCUUUCCAUAUUGGCUACUCAGUCUUGUUUCAGAUAUAAAACUACGUACCAAUGAUUCACGAUACAUGGAAUAUGCUGAAAAAUACCUAAACCAGGUUUUGAUUAGAGUGAAACCACUACUGAGAGAUAACGGCGGGCCUAUUAUCAUGAUUCAGGUAGAAAAUGAAUAUGGGCAUUUUUAUGCAUGUGAUAAACAUUACACGAAACGAUUAAGAGACAUAAUUAAAAACCAUGUUAAAAGUGACGUGGUUCUAUUUACAACCGACGGCAUAUAUCGACCAGAAUUACGCUGUGGAUCUAUUCCAGGAGUUUACGCAACGAUCGAUUUUGGUACAGCUACUAAUGUUACCGAAAAUUUCAAUCUUAUGCGGGAAAUUGAACCAAAGGGGCCGUUAGUAAAUUCAGAAUUUUACACUGGAUGGCCGUCAUAUUGGAAAGGACCUUUCCAAAGAGUAGAAACCAAAAAAAUAAUAAAAAUGCUGGAUGAGAUGUUAUCAGUCGGAGCGUCAGUUAAUUUUUACAUGUUUUAUGGAGGAACAAACUUUGCUUUCACAUCAGGCGCUGACGUAUUCGACAAAUAUGCUCCGGAUAUAACAUCUUAUGAUUACGACGCUCCCCUCACAGAAGCUGGAGACCUAACUCCCAAAUAUUUUCAAAUCAGGAAGACUAUUUCACAGUAUCUUCCGCUACCAAACAUACCGAUACCGCCAGUAUCAUUAAAAGGCGAGUACGGGAUUGUACAAAUGAAGUCAGUUUUACGGCUAUUUGAUAAUGAAACACGUAGCUUAUUUGGUACUAAAGUGAUAAAUUCACAGAAAGCUCUUACAUUCGAGGCCCUCAACGUUUCAAGUUGGCUUGUUUUAUAUGAAGCAAAUGUUUCCUCAUUUGAUAUUUCAAAUAGAAGUGCUAUAUUACAGGCUAGUCCAAAGGACAGAGCAUUCAUUUAUUUAGACGAUGAACUUAUUGGUGUUCUUAGUAGAGCGCUCAAGACAAAAAGUCUACUUUUGGGACCAACAAAUGCUAAAAGCCUUCAAAUAUUAGUGGAAAACCAAGGACGUGUCAAUUUUGGUAAUGUAGACGUUGAAGAUUUCAAGGGAAUUUUUAAUGUUACACUGAACGAUGUCAAAAUUUCACCAUGGAACAUUACUGGCUUCAGAUUUAAUACCAUUUUUGAAUCGAUUUUAACUGCAAUAAAAUCACCGACUGCUGAAAUGAAAACAUUAGUUAGCGGACCGCAAAUAUUAAUUGGGCAUUUCGAUGUGACCGGAGUUCCUCGAGAUACUUACUUAAAUACAGCUGAAUGGGGAAAAGGAGCAGCCUUUGUUAACGAUCGUAAUCUCGGUAGAUAUUGGCCUCUUGUAGGACCUCAAAUGACUUUGUACGUUCCUGCUGCAUAUUUAAAGGAAGGAAAGAACACCUUAGUUUUGGUUGAGUUGGAAUAUGUUCCUGCAAAUCGCAAAAUCAAUUUUCAAACGAUACCAGUGUUGGAUUAUUAUAGUAAUAGAACUAGCAAUAGAUGAAACCGUAUUUACUUGCAAAUUUUUUUCAUACUUUAGAGAGAUAUUCCAAAAUAUAGUUCAACAAAGCAUCAUAUUCACCUUAUUACAAAUUGAUAUACUGUAUAUAUCGCCUAUGUAUAGCAUAACGAUAAGUCCAUUCGAUCAUUAUAUUAACCUUCACGAUGGGUGGUAUUUACAACAGUAACGCUUUUGAAUUGAUCGGCGAUGAUAAUGCUGUUCUACAAGGAGUAGUACAUCGACGGAAGACCUCCCGCAGACGAUAUCGCCGUUUUGUAAAGAGCUCUGAGAAUCAAUGGUGAUAAUAUCCUAUACCGGCCAGGUGACAAAUGGGAAAUAGACUCUACGGGAAGCAUCGAUUAUGUACAUAUAUAUCACGCCCCUGCAAGCACCCAAUGGGUGCGUUGCAGUUUUUUCCAAAUCGACACUUAUUCCGUGCGAAGUAACGAUUACUGCUGAUAAUAUCACUGUAUGUUAGGUAUACGUAAUGCAAUUUUAGU